This is a messenger RNA of Melanaphis sacchari, 695 nucleotides long. RefSeq names its product lipopolysaccharide-induced tumor necrosis factor-alpha factor-like. The record is from RefSeq and is a predicted model, not a curated record. Lineage: Eukaryota; Metazoa; Arthropoda; Insecta; Hemiptera; Aphididae. The transcript is spliced from 3 exons. The coding region runs from base 203 to 580 and encodes 125 amino acids. Gene Ontology annotation, molecular function: zinc ion binding.
UCGAGUGUUUUGUGGCUCUUAAAAACUCGUCAUGUUUGCCUUAAAAGUUAAAGAAUAAAUUAUAGGUGGCCAAUAAAUUUGAUCAGUCGUAUACAGAAAGUUGUUUUAUAAUGAUGACUAUUAAACGCACGGGUAUUUUACAACAUUUCAUAUGAUUAUACAUUUUUUUUUUUUUUACCAUUAAACACACCUAAUACCGAUCAUGGAUCCUAAUAAUUCAAGAACCGCACCGAUACCUAACACUCCACCACCGCCGUACGACGAAGGUCCAGGAAUUUAUCCAGCAAAUUUUGUGUAUUCUAAUGAUUACACAACGCAACAUCAAUAUUUCACACCCGAGUAUAUAAUAGAAACAACUUUGAGUCCAAUGCCAGUCUAUAUGUUUUGUCCGACGUGCCAUAAUUAUAUAAUUACCGAAACCGAUGAAUUGCCGUCAAACGAAGCGUAUUUAUGUUGCAUGCUAAUAUUUAUUCUAGGGUGUGCGUUAUGUUCAUGUCUACCGUUCUUUAUGAAAUCUUUUCAAAAAGUUGACCACAAGUGUUCACAGUGUGGGUCUUACAUUGGAACGUAUACACCAUGAAAAUUACGAUACAAUAUGACAAUUUAUAUGAACCACGUUUAACGUACAAUUAUUUAAAACGUAUUGACAAUUUUAUGAUUUUAUUUUAGAUGAUAAGUGUGUAUAAUUAUUUAGU